AUGCCAUCCGCUACAACUCCUCGCGAAAUGGUCCACAAAAAUGGUGUAAACCAAAAUUUGUCGAUACUGAACGAGCAGCCUUUGCUUUUGGAGGGUCCGGACCUUCUUCACCAACUAGUUCCGCGACUGCAUCACGACGCCAACGCCAUCGAUUUCCUGGAACACGGAUCGAAAAGGCGAAAGUUUUCCUACACAACACUUCACUCCUUGAGUGAUGCCUUCUCCGCCAGAAUCACAGAAAUUCUGGGCAAGCUCGAGAGUGCUUCGUCCAUUAUUCCGGUGUUUCUACCGCAGUCCCCAGAGCUUUACGUAGUUCUACUGGCUAUUCUAAAGGCAGGGAAGGCCUUUUGUCCACUCAACCUCGAUACACCAACAGAAAGACUAAAAUUCAUUCUUAAGGAUGUUUCAGCUGAUAUUAUAAUCACACUCGAAUCCUACAGCGAACAUAUUCGCACAGCCACCAACAUCCAUAUUAUAUCAGCAGAUCGCGAACUUUCUGGUUGCCAUAACACCAUCUAUUAUGACUCGCCUCAGCCAAGCCCUGAUGAUCUUGCAUAUGUGCUGUACACAUCGGGAUCCACUGGGUUGCCCAAGGCAGUGAGCGUGUCUCACCGCGCCGUCACUCAAAGCUUGCUCGCUCACGACCGUCACAUUCCCGCCUUUUCUCGUUUUCUUCAGUUUGCUGCCCCUACUUUCGACGUCUCCAUAUUUGAGAUAUUCUUUCCAUGGUUUCGAGGCAAAACUUUGGUUGGCUGCACACGCACACAAAUGCUUGAUGACCUUCCAGGGACUAUAGACAACCUCGACGCGGACGCCGCUGAACUCACACCAACGGUCGUGUGUAAUCUUCUAUCCGGUCGCUCGAGUGUGCCUGGUCUAAAGUUGCUCCUCACUAUUGGCGAGAUGCUCACCCAACCCGUCAUCGAUGAGUUUGGUGGCGAUGCGACCAAAGAGAGUAUAUUGUGGGCUAUGUAUGGUCCAACAGAAGCCGCAAUUCAUUGCACCAUAUGGCCACAGUUUUCAACGUCCGAUUCAACCAGCACAAUAGGCCACCCACUAGAUACUGUUUCUGCUUUCAUCCUUGCACCUUCUACAGAACUACACACCCCACUCACUGAUAUACUUCCGAUCGGGCAUGUAGGUGAACUUGCGAUAGGAGGCCCUCAGGUUGCCAAAGAAUACCUCAAUCGGCCAGACCUUACACAUGCAUCCUUCAUUGAGCAUCCAGACUACGGUCGCCUCUACAGAACCGGUGAUCGAGCAAAGAUCAAUGAACAAGGAUUACUGGAGUGUCUGGGACGCGUCGUGUCUGGUCAAGUAAAACUCAGGGGUCAACGGAUCGAAUUGGGUGAAAUUGAGCAAGCCAUCAUGAAGACAAGAGGGUGUCGUGCAGCCACUGCAAUGGUUAUACAAGAAAAUUUAGUCGCCUUUUGCAGUGGCAGGAAUGGAAUGUCACGCGAAGCUGUGUUGACGACCUGUAAGCACUGGUUAACUGCAUCUAUGAUACCAUCGGAUAUAAUUGUCAUCGACGUAAUGCCACAACUACCAUCGGGUAAAAUCGAUAGGAACUCUCUCGAGAAUGACUAUCUAUAUUCACACUCCGAUGGGACGCCAUCGUCUCUUGCUGCCAGCCUGAAAGACGCAGUGAGUCACUCGGUUUGGAGUGUCGUCAGCCAUUACACCACGCAGAGUGUCGGAUUGGAAACCAACCUUACAUCCAUCGGAAUUGACUCUCUCAAAUCGAUCCGCAUUGCAUCUGCGUUGCGAAGAGAAGGAUACUCUCUAGGAGCGAUCGAAGUGCUAUCUGCUGCGACCCUUACAGACCUCAUUGAAGUCUGUAGGGAAUCCAAACCGGUUAGUUUUCAAUCUGGUGACAAGAAAAUUAAGCCCGAAGCUUUCAUUGAUACGAAAAACUUUCAACUAAAUGGCUGGCGCCAUGAUGUCGCUUGCAUAAUUCCAUGUACUCCAUUGCAGGAAGCCAUGCUGGCAGAAACGAGAUCGAAGCCCACGGCGUACUGCAACUGGGUCGAGGUCGAGCUUUCAAGUUAUUACACCUAUGAGCAGAUUCAGGAUGCUCUGUUAUUUCUGGCCCAUGAGAAUGAGAUACUGCGAACCGGUUUCUGCGUCGACUCUCAGCAUACGACAGUGUUCUCACAAAUAAUUUGGAAGGAGCUCUCGCUUUCUCAAAUCCAGAAAAAAGCCAGCUUCUCUAAACAGUAUUCGAUCCAAUCUGACCAUGAUUUUCUCCGACCGUUCGGCGUCCAGGUCAAGACUCAUAGCGAACUCCCCCGCCUGCUCUUCCAAAUACAUCAUGCUCUAUAUGAUGGUUGGUCUUUGGACUUGCUACUCCGUGAUCUUGAUCACUGUCUUCGUGGAAAGCAGGACCUGAAGAGGCCAUCAUUUCGGGAAGUUGUGCGUUACUUCGAUGAUGACCAACGGCUCAACAACAUCCAAACCUCUACAAACUACUGGAAAAGCCUUCUUGGUGACUAUAUCCCAACGACUCUGCCAAACUACCAUGGGAAGCUGGUCCAUAACACAAGCAUACAUCGAUUUUCUGGACAAUCAUGUGUCAGGCGGCACAGGCUUUCUGAGUGCGCUCACCAAUCAGCUGUCAACCCACAAGUCUACUUCCAGGCUGCCACUGCGUUCGUGCUUAGUCUUUACAGUGGCUCCAGUGAUGUGGUAUUAGGCAACGUAACUUCUGGGCGUACAAUCCCUGUAGCUGGCAUAGAAGAUAUUGUCGGCCCUUGCAUCGCUUCCCUCCCAUUCCGUAUCGAUUUCGCAGACGCUUAUCGCGUUUGUGACGUCUUGAAAAGAACUCAAUCAAUAAACAGAGACAGUCUACGUUAUAGUCAGCUUCCACUACGCGAGAUAGCAAGGGCUGUUAAUGUCAAGCCUGGAGCGCGAUUGUUUGAAACUUUGUUUGUGUGGCAACAGUCAAUGGUCUCGGAUGACAACACAUCGUUGAUCGCCAGAAUUGUCGAUAGCGCAGACGAACUGGAGUUCCGAAUAACUUUAGAGUUUGAACCAGUGGGAGACAAUAUCUUGUUCCGGAGCACAUUCGACGCCGCAACUGUAUCAGACCGUCAGAUUGAGUACCUGUUUCGGCAAAUCGAUGAAGUGGUGGAGAUGUUCAUGGCAGAUGCCGAUUGUAACAUACGUGCGAUGAACCAAUGCUUUACCACGCCAUCCUUAUCUAUUGCCAACCCCACCCCUCUGGAGCAUCGCUUUGAUCAUGGCCCUUCUUAUGCUGUAGAGCAAUGGGCGGCUACUGAUCCACACCGAACAGCUAUAAUAUUCGGCCACGAAGUCAAUGGGUCAAUGAAGGUUAAAGACACAAUGACUUACAGCAUGUUGAACUCACGUGCUAACCAGUUGGCUCGUCUUCUUGCAGAACAUGGCGUAGCAAAUGACCAGCUCGUGUGUAUUAUCAUGGAGAAGUCAGUCAAUCUCUAUACUUCUAUCCUUGCUGUACUCAAGCUCGGCUGUGGCUACCUACCGCUCGUUCCUGAUACCCCAAUCGAUAGAGUGAAGACCAUCCUGAACGAUGCUCGGAUUGAGUUGUGCGUUUCAGAAUCGUCACUGUCAGCUACCUUACGCUCAGAUCUCUUAGUUGAUGUUAUAGACUUUGACCUCGCUACGCUCUCUGAUCACUGCGAUCGAAACUUGGAAACACCAUACAAUGGCCAGCAUCUUGCUUACGCGGUCUUCACUUCUGGAAGUACAGGAACACCCAAAGGCGUUCUUGUGACGCAGGAUAACCUUAUGAGUAACCUGCAGUACCUUUCAACUGUUUACCCCUUUUCUGCCGACUCGCGUAUGCUGCAGGCAUGUUCACAAGCCUUCGACGUUAGCGUCUUCGAGAUAUUCUUCACUUGGUAUGUCGGCAUAUGCCUAUGCUCGGCGACAAAAGAACAUCUCUUUCGCGACUUCGAGGCUGCCAUCAACCAAAUGAAAGUUACGCAUCUUAGUCUUACACCGACAGUUGCUGCGCUUGUGGACCCGAAAAAUGUUCCCAAAGUCGAAUUUUUAGUAACAGCAGGAGAGGCAGUGACUGAACAUGUGCGCAGGAAAUGGGCAGGUCGAGGGUUGUACCAAGGCUAUGGACCGUCGGAGACUACAAACAUAUGUACUGUUCGAGUUGCAGUCACUCCAGAUGAUCUAAUCAACAACAUUGGUAGUCCCUUUUCCAACACCUCGGCACUUGUGCUCGAUCCCGAAAGUCAGGACAUACUUCCACGAGGUGCUGUUGGAGAACUUUGUUUCGGUGGCUCACAGGUGUUCCGCGGCUACCUCAACCGACCAGAACUCAACGCCCAAAAAAUUAUUCACCAUCCCACGUACGGCAGGAUAUACCGAUCUGGCGACAUGGGAAUACUUCUUCCAGAUGAUAGCAUUCUCUCUACAGGACGUACGGAUGAUCAAGUGAAAAUUCGUGGCCAGCGGGUUGAGUUAGGGGAAAUAACAUCUGUCAUACUUGAUCAUGAUACUGUUUGGGAUUGUGUCACCCUCGCUUUAGAACAGACCAACAACUCGAAAACGCUUGUUAGUUUCUGGGUACCAACGGAAGAUUCGUCAAGCUGCGUCGAAAGUUUAGAGCCUUCCAAAUUUGCACCCACAAUUUCGGAAUUAUUCGACCUGUUGUCCCGACGAGUGCCAUCCUAUAUGGUCCCAUCUCAUCUCAUUCCGAUAUCUUGCCUACCGAUGACCCCGCAGGCAAAGAUUGACAAGCGAUUCUUGCAGCGAUUAUUCUCCAGUUUUGAAGAACAUACCCUGAACAACGCCACACAUUCUAAUAGUAUCGCGGAGACAGAAGAGGGAGAGCUAUUGUCACAAUGGGAAAGGGACGUCUCUCAACUCUUGAUCCGAACGCUUGCUAUUUCUUCAGACAAACUUAAGCGGACCUCAUCAUUCUUUAAUCUAGGCCUAGACUCUGUAUCAGCUAUACGUUUCUGUAGCGAGCUACGAAAGGCAGGGCUUGGUGACUAUUCUAUAUCCGAAGUUCUCAAGCACCCAUCCGUUGCUGGUUUGGCAUCUUUGGAGAAGUCGCAAUCAUCUACAACAACACAGGCCAAGAUACUAUCGAUAGACGCACCCGAUAUCUUUACCAUGGACCAACUCCAAAGAAUUCGCUCGAUCGUUGAGAAAAACGGAUUCGGAGUGGCGAAAAUACUUCCUUGUACGCCACUCCAAGAAGCCAUGAUAUCGAGUGGUUUCACUUCAUCGGGGCAGGCAUAUUGUAAUGUCAUGGUUUUCGAUAUCAAGGGAGAUAUCUACCAGCUACAAAGGUGCUGGGAGACUGUGAUCCAGCGGCACGAUAUUCUUCGAACUUCGUUCGUUGCAACGGAGGAUCCAUCUUACUCAUUUGCUCAAGUCAUUGUAGAAGAGUAUGACAUGGGUUGGCACGAGGACAGUCUGGACAGCAACCUCCAAUUACGCAUCAGUAAGAUCCUGUCUGAUCUCAUGGAAGCCAACAAACCUCCAGUGUACUUUUCUCUAGUCCGAGAAGAAGAUUCCACAAAGUUGCUCUUUUGCUGUCAUCAUGCCCUCUACGAUGGUAUAGCUGUGUCCACACUCCUUGCAGAAGUCCAGGAACUAUAUCAUGGCCGCCGGCUAUUACCGCCCGUUUCAUACGAGGUUUACCUGAAGCGCAUAGUUGAGCAGAACUUGGAUGAGGCUGACAAGUAUUGGUCUGCUUUAUUGGAAGGCUUUGAGCCCACGUCGUUCCCCGCUCUCACUGGGAAGAGAGUCCAAAAGUAUGAAGCUUUUAAGUCUUCGUCAAGACGUCUCAGCGUAUCACUCGAGAGCGUACGAAAAGCAUGCCGAGACAGCUCAGUGUCACUUUUGUCCGUUGUGCAUGCUGCAUGGGCAAAACUACUCCACUUUUAUACUCAUGAAAACGAUGUCUGUUUCGGCAACAUAGUAAGUGGUCGCAGCUUUCCAGGAGAGGAUCUCGAACGCUUGGUCGCACCUUGCUUCAACUCUCUACCCGUCCGUGGCGAUUUUGACUUUAGCAAAAGCAAUCGCGCCUUGGUGGACCUGAUGCACAACCAAAGCAUCGAGUCGCUCGCUUACCAAUUAACCCCACUCCGUAGGAUACAGAAGACUAUACUCGAGGAUGGUAGGCGUCUAUUUGACUCCCUUGUGAUCCUUCAGCAGCCCAAUGUGCCUUUGGAUAGCACCAUUUGGAGACUUGAGCAAGACUCGGGUGACAUGGACAUACCUAUCGUAUGCGAAGUCGUCCAGGACCAGGUUGACGAUACUCUCAGACUAUUAUUGCACUACAACAAUUCGAUAAUAUCCGAACCAGAGGCGUCAAUAGUCAUGAAGACGUUCGAUGCUGCCUUGGCGUCUCUCAUCAAGUUUCCUGAUGCACUUGCUGCUGACACGGACAUGUUUCCUACCACACUCUGGGCGAAUUCCAACUUGAACUUCAAACGUCUCGACAGUGGCUCCAGAUUUUUGCACUCUGGAUUUGAGCGCACGGCAUUGCUGCAUCCAGAUUGGAUUGCCCUCGACUUCUGGCAUUGCCCAGGAAAGAAAACGACGUGGUCUUUCGAGCAACUCAAUCGAGAGGCGAAUCAGAUUGCACACGCGCUCAUCAGAGCGGGCGCUGGGCCAGAACAAGUCAUACCUAUCCACAUCCCCAAAAGCCCGGUAUACUAUGCUAGCGUACUCGGAGUACUCAAAUCUGGAGCCGCAUUUGCCCCUAUUCAUCCCGACCUGCCGGAAGCGCGCAAGCAGCUAAUGUUCAAAGAUCUGAAACCAAAGAUCGUUCUUUGCGACGAUGAUUCGUUGCUUCCUGAAGAUCCUCCUGGAAUGACCGUCAUCAACGCUCAAUCUCUUUCAAGUGAUGAUGUUUCUAACCCCGUUAUCGAGGACUUGAAAGAUACCAACCUUGCUUACUGCCUUUUCACCUCCGGCUCUACCGGUGUUCCAAAAGCUGUCAGCAUGGAACAUCAUGCUCCAAUACAGACUAUCGAAAGCUCCAGAACGCUCAUACCCUGGAACUCUCAAUCUCGACUCCUUCAAUACGCUGCGAUAACUUUCGACAUGUGCUACUACGACUGCUUUCUUGCCUGGACCUUUGGCUUUACCCUUUGUGCUGCAGAACAGGGUGAUUUACUUAACGAUCUUUCGGGAGGGAUCAACACCCUUAAAGCUGAUCUACUUGACCUCACGCCGUCUGUUGCAGAGACUCUGAAGAGGGUCGAUGUUCCAAAUGUGAAAUGGCUUUACUGCAUUGGUGAAGCCAUGUCGUCAUCAGUUGUUAAGGAGUGGGAGGGCGCAUGUAUCAAUUCAUUUGGCCCGACUGAAGCUGCCUUUUGUACGACCAUGACUCCCGUCUCUAAAGAUGGAAGCACUUCGAUUAUCGGGAACCCCUUUCCAACGACGUCCUUUGCGAUCUUCUCUGAGAACAGCAAAACUCCACUCCCUGUUUUGAGUAUCGGAGAGCUCUAUAUCGGGGGUGUGCAGCUCGCGCGAGGUUAUUGGGGCAGGGCUGACCUCACACACGAUCGUUUCGUGACGCGCUGUGGCCAAAGAUUCUACAAGAGUGGCGAUAUGGUGCGAAUGUUGAGUGACAGCAACUUCGAAUUCAUAGGACGUCUUGACGAUCAGGUAAAGAUCCGUGGACUUCGAGUUGAGCUGGGUGAGAUCAAUAGCGUCCUUGCAGAGCUUGACCCAGGUUUGCUAUCUGUCACGACGCAAAUCCUCCGGAAAGAAGAAUCCUCAAAAGAGCAAUUAGUCACAUUUCUGGUUUUACGACAACCGAUCCACGAAAGGAAUAUACCCACGCUCCAGCAGAAGCUCAAAAAACUAGCAAGUACUCGUCUACCUUCAUAUAUGGUACCUCAAUUCUUCUUGGUAGUAGACGAAAUACCAAAAUCAAUGGCUGGUAAGAUCGAUAAGAAGGCUUUGAAUACUAUCUUUCGACAGUAUUCAGAUCCCAGCUCACUUCCCAAUGGAAUCUCGCAUACCACGGAACACCAGUGGUCCAAAACCGAAAGCGAGGUUCGCAACGUUCUUGCGCGUAUAUCCAAGACUCCAACGGAAAACAUCUCACCAACAACAUCAAUCUACCAGCUGGGUCUCGGCAGCAUUAGCGCAGUUCAAAUCGCAUCUGCUCUUCGUUCUCAAGGAUACACAAUCAAAGCAACAGACGUUCUGAAACAUACCACAUGCAGUGAUCUUGCUGAGCACUUGGGCCAGGCAUCUGCUUCAGAGGCACCUGAGUUUUCACCAUUCGAUUUCCAUGGCUUUGAGAGCAAGUACAGAACACAGAUCUUGAGGGAUCAUGGUAUCGACAACAGGAAUGUUGCCGCUGUCCGACCAUGCACCCCCCUUCAAAAUGGGAUGGUAUCGCAAUUCCUUGCAAAGGAGGGGGCUGUUUAUAUGAACUACCUCAGUUUGCAACUAAAACCGGAGGUUGAUUCAGAGAAGCUCAAAUCAGCGUGGUCAUCUACGAUGGAACGCCAUAGCUUGCUACGUACUGGAUUUGCUCAUGUCAAGGAUCCACUUUUUCCCUUCGCCAUGAUCGAGUAUACUCAGAUUUCUGCAACACUGCCUUGGAGUGCAACACAAAAGCAAAACGAAUAUCAGUCCUCAGAUGCGUGGCUUCAGCAAAUACGGAAUCAGUCACUCAAGGAGUUGUACUUGCCUCCUUGGGCGCUACGAUUCGUUCAAAGUAACGACCAGUCCUUUCUCGACUUGGCCAUUUUCCACGCACUGUUUGAUGCGCAAAGCCUCCAAAGUAUCUUUACUGAUGUUGCAGCCUUUUACAAGGGUCUAAGCCUACCGCCAGUGUCGUCUCUAGACGAAGUUGUGAGUCAUGUCAUUCAAUCUAACAAGCAGGACAACAGCAGCGGAAAAGAGUUUUGGGUUGAACUUGGCAAGACUGCAAAUCCAUCUCGCUUUCCCAACCUAGCGCCUUUGAAAUACGAUCCAGAACCUCCAAUCAUCUAUACCAGGCGAUCUGUAAAAUCGCUUAUCGAUCUGGAAAACGGAUGUCGGCAGGCAAAUACCACGAUGCCAGCCGUGGGCAUAGCGAGCUGGCUAUCGCUACUAUCUUCCUAUACUGGAGAAAGUUCUGUAACCUGUGGUGUUGUACUUUCUGGUCGAAAUUCCGAUGCUACAGCGCAUUCCAACUUCCCGUGCAUCAAUACUGUCCCGUUAGCGUUCACUGUGGCGAAUGAUACGACGAAGAUGCUGGAAUCAAUCACAGUGUUGAAUGCGGGAAUCCAGGAACAUCAAUCCAAACCACUCAAAGAAAUUCAAGCGCUCAUGGGCUUUCCAAAUGGGGCGCUGUUUGAUAGCAUUUUCGCCUAUCAGAAACUGGCAAACGAUACUGAUACCUCCGACCUCUGGACUGUUGUAGACGAAAGAGCCACUAUCGAGUAUCCAGUCUCCAUCGAGCUAGAACCAAAGGGAGGAAGAUUGGAGUACAGACUCACAUACUUUCCCAACAUAAUCCCGAGAGGACAAGCGUCUUUGAUUGUUGCACAACUUGAUCACUUGAUGGAGAGUUUCAUCUUUCACUCCGAAACACCUUUGGCCGAGACAGACUACUCCCAGAAACUAUACUCCAUCACUCCAGCAAAGGAAGACGAAAUACCAUCGGAUGUGAAGCUACUCCACGAGCUGGUAGAGAGGACAGCUAAGGAGUACCCCCAGCGCAUGGCUUUUGAAUUCGUGUGCAACGAGAGCAACGGGAAGCGUUCAGUGAGGCGCUGGACGUAUCACGAAUUGGAUCAAGAAGGCAACAAGAUCGCACAAUUGCUUGCGGCUCACAACGUUAAGCAAAACAGCCUUGUGGGUGUGUGCUUCGAAAAAUGCCCAGAAGCCUCUUUCGCUAUGCUGGGAAUACUCAAGGCGGGGUGCGCUUUUGUUGCCAUUGAUCCGGGAGCACCUGCUGCGCGUCAAACGUUCAUAAUUAAGGAUUCUGAUGCUCAGGCUGUUUUGUCAAUGUCAUCACAGUCGGCUCAAUUUAAGGUGGGUGCUGAGGUGCCGGUCCUCGACCUCGAUGAAGUGGAAUGGCGCUCGCUUUCUGGGCAAAAACUAUUUGAAAAUAGCGCCAUCGACCCACAGGACCGAAGCUACUGUUUGUAUACAUCUGGAACUACCGGUACACCUAAAGGUUGUGAACUGACCCAUGAGAACGCUGUCCAAGCCUUGCUGGCCUUCCAGCGUCUUUUCGCCGGGCACUGGGAUGUCGACUCGCGAUGGCUCCAAUUCGCGUCUUUUCACUUCGACGUUUCCGUGCUCGAACAGUACUGGAGCUGGUCUGUUGGUAUUUGUGUGGUAUCCGCGCCUCGUGACCUCAUCUUCGAAGACCUCGCAAACUCCAUCCGUGAUCUCGACAUCACACACAUUGACCUCACGCCCAGCCUUGCUCAAAUUCUACAUCCCGACGAUGUACCAAGUCUUUGUAAGGGUGUUUUCAUCACCGGUGGUGAAAGUCUAAAGCAAGAGAUUUUGGAUGUUUGGGGUCCUAAAGGCGUCAUCUACAAUGGAUACGGGCCGACCGAGGCCACGAUAGGGUGUACCAUGUACCCACGCGUUCCAGCGAACGGGAAACCCUCGAAUAUUGGCCCACAGUUCGACAAUGUUGGGUCACUGGUCCUCCGUCCGGGCUCUGACAUUCCAGUCUUAAGAGGUGGUAUCGGUGAACUUUGCGUCUCGGGAAAACUCGUUGGAAAAGGCUAUCUCAACCGUCCAGAUUUGACUGCAGAGCGCUUCCCUUCUCUCAGCCGCUUUUCCCAACGCGUAUAUCGGACGGGAGAUAUCGUUAGGAUCCUCCAUGACGGUACAUUCUACUUUUUGGGUCGCGCCGAUGACCAAGUCAAGUUGCGUGGCCAACGUUUGGAAGUCGCUGAGAUCAAUUCCGUUAUUAAACAGUCUGACAGCGACAUUUCGGAUGUCGCAACGCUUGUUCUGAAGCAUCCAAUGCAACAAAAAGAGCAACUUGUUUCCUUUAUUGUAUGCGGUAAAACUCUGAAAGCUCAACCAGAAGUCUUGCUUGGCGAGAUUAGAGGAACAGCAAGCGCGAAGCAGGCUUGCAACGACAAGCUUCCGCCUUACAUGAUACCUACGCACUUCGUCCCACUUACUUCCAUGCCACUCAAUGUCAACAACAAGGCAGAUGGUAAGGCACUUAAGAAGAUGUACGAGGCCCUUUCUUCUAGCGACCUUCAAAAGCUGUCUGCCGCUUCCUUCUCGGAAGAUGAACAAUGGUCGAAACAAGAGGAGAAACUCCGGGAUGUCAUGCUUGAAGCCCUUGGUGCGAAUCAUGAGAGCAUGUCCAAAAAUACAAGCUUUUUUGAAUUAGGCAUGGACUCUAUCUCCGUGAUAGGCGUCACACAAUCUUUGAAACAGGCUGGUUUCACGAAAGCCACUACCUCAAUGAUACUACAAUGUCCCACAAUUCGGCGGCUUGCAAAGUCUUUGUCAACCAAUAGUGCUACGAGCAACAGACAUGGAUCGAUUCUCGCAGCCCGGCAGUCUAUCAAUGCUGUAAAUCAUCGUCAUCGACGCAAAGUGGCUAACCGCUUGUCUGUCGAACCCAGCAAGAUCGAAGCUCUUGCACCAUGUACACCUCUACAGCAGGGCAUGAUUGCAAGAUCAAUGGAAAACGACGCCGGGCUUUACUUCAAUACCUUCCGGUUCAAAUUGAACAUGGAAGUUGACGAAGAGAAGCUGCAGAAUGCAUGGGCAACAAUGUAUAACUCGACCCAAAUACUACGUACAGUAUUCGUAAAUACCGAAGAAGGGUAUUUGCAAGCUGUUCUUGGCGGCAUUCCUUUCAACGGGUUUAUCCAAACGUCGGCUGAAGAUGAUGACCUCGUUGAUCACAUGGCUCAGUUACGGAAGGAUUGGCUCGGCCUUAAUGACGUUGAGUUUCGACAGCCGUUCCAGGUGCAUCUUAUUUCGACGCAGAAGCAAAAGUUACUCAUUGUGCACAUAUUUCAUGGCCUCUACGACGGAAACAGCAUCGGUCUCCUCCUGCAAGGUGUAUGGAAUUCGUACAACGGACAGGACUCGAUGUCGGAUGCGCCAUCGUUCCACACUGCUCUUGCCCACGGUCCACUGAAAAUGCCCGACAACGCGAAAAGUUUCUGGAAGGAUCAGAUACUAGCCAGGACUUCAUCUCUCCCCACGGUACUCGACAAUUCAGGUCAAGACGCUGUUGUUAUCUCGCGUAAAUCACAUGCAUCGGCCAACUUCGACCUCAUCCGACGACGGCUUAAUGUCACGGCGCAAGCUGUUGUACAAGCUUGUUGGCUCAGCGUGCUUCACAGACAUGUAAAAGGAAAUGUGGCAACCGGCAUAAUCGUAUCCGGUCGUAGCAUUGAACUUGAAGGCGCGGAUCGGGUUAUAGGGCCUAUGUUCAACACAAUUCCCUAUCACCAGCGGACUCAACGCAGCGAGCCCUGGUCAUCAAUCAUCAAGAGGGUACACAAUUUCAAUGUCGAAGCUUACCCGUUUCAACAUACACCACUGAGAGAUAUCAUGAAGUGGUGCAAGCGGUCUCCAAAUAACCCUCUAUUUGACAAUCUCUUUGUGUAUCAAGGUGCACAAGACAAUGAGGAGUGGGCAAGAAACGACGUUUGGCAACUCUUGGACGAUGCUGCCAUUGCUGAUUAUCCGUUGGCUUUUGAGGUCGAGCAUCGGGGUGGCAACGAGUUGAAGUUGACACUGGUUGCACAGGGGCAUGUCGCAAAUGCCCAGAUCGCAGCUGAGUUACUGGACAUGUUUGAAGAAGCGCUGAACCAAGCCAUCAAUGACCCAUCGGCUGUUCUCGAGCUGCCAGUUGAUGUGAGUGAUACGGUUGAGAACCCCACCGCUGUUCAAUCUGACCCAAGUCACAACAAUAAUAUCUCGGACUUUGAAUGGAGUGACAACGCCAUCGCAAUCAGAGAAGAGAUUGCCCAUUUGACCGCAAACGAGAUGGAAAGCAUCAAUGAAACAACUUCGAUCUUCGAGCUUGGUCUUGAUAGUAUCGAUGCGAUCAAGCUUUCGUCAAAGCUCAAGAAACGAGGAAUGGGACUCUCAGUCAGCGGCAUCAUGCGCGGGUUGACUAUUGAGAAGAUGGUACAAAGUGUGUCGAUGAAGAACACUCGGACUGGAGAAGCAGCUUCUCGUUUUGAUUUGGAUACUCGCAAAACGAAGCUAGCAAAGUGUCUCGGCCACCAAGCAUUCAACACCAACGAUAUCGAGGAAGUACUACCUCUAACACCGCUCCAGGAAGCCAUGGUUGCCGAGAUGAUUACAUCCGAGUACACAAGGUACUACAACCAUGAUGUGCUAAUGCUUAGUGGAGACACAGAUACAAGCAAGCUCCAAAAAGCCUGGGCAACAGUCAUCAUGGGUUCACCAAUAUUACGUACUGGUUUCGUUGAGGUGUACGAUCCGGACAUCGAUCUCUCGUUCGCGCAGGUCGUCCACCGUCAAUCACAUGACCUUUACUCACACAUGAGUUUUGACAGCACACCAGACUUUACAUCUAUCUUCAAGGACCUCCGAAACGACGUGAUUCAAAAACCACUUUCAUCGCCAGCUUUUCACCUUACAUUCAUCGACACCCCCGGUCAAUCGUAUCUCGUGCUAUCGAUUGCGCAUGCACUGUAUGAUGGAUGGUCUCUGGGCUUGUUGCAUUCUGAUGUGCACCGAGCCUACCAGCAUGAAUUUGAAGCUCGGCCACCCUACCAGCCGUCUUUAUCAGAGAUGAUCAAAACCUCAGGACCCGAUGCCGCAGGCUUCUGGCAAGACUACCUCUCCGGCGCUAUCGGCACCACUUUCCCGCAUCGAACACCAGGACCCGAUGACAAGAGCAACAUCGUUCAUCGCCAUCAAGAAAACAGUAAAAUCCCCCUGGAAAGCAUCCAUUUGUUUGCAAGGAACAAUAAUGUUUCGCUUCAGACUGUGGGACAAACAGUCUUUGCUCUCGUCAGUGCAUCUUUUACCCGCUCUCUUGAUGUGACUUUUGGCUCUGUGCUUUCCGGACGCGAUGAUGAAGAAACAUCCCAGCUUAUGUUUCCGACUAUGAAUACAGUAGCUAUACGAACCAUUCUUCACGGAACAAGUGUCGAAUUGCUGCGAUAUGUUCAAGACAACUUUGCGAAUAUCAAACGGUGGCAACAUUACUCACUUCGAAAGGCUAUGUCGCAGGCUAGGGUGGAUGGUAGAUUGUGUGAUAGCCUGUUCAUUUAUCAAAAGAGCUUGGAGCAAGAGCAGGAUAAGGAUGAGAAGCUGUAUACCAGUGUUGAGGGUCAAAGCGAUGUCGAGUAUGCGGUGUGUGUUGAGAUGGAGGUGGCGAACGACACUUUGUUAUGGCGUUGCGCGGUCAAAGAUGGUGUUUUUGAUUUGGAAGGAACAAAGCAGUUGCUGAAGAGGAUGGACGAUGUGCUGAGACACUUGAUGGAGCGAGCAGAUGCACCGGUGAUUGAGAUGACUGCAGAAGGAACGUCAGUCUGCGGUCUGCCAGCUUUCGAAGAGGCUGAGAUUCAGACUGAAAGCGGUCAUGUGGAAUCUGGAGAAGACGGCGGACAGGAUGCACCAAGCACGGAAACAGCUAGCAGGAUCCGCAAAAUAUUGGCUGCAGUUUCGAAGACACCUGAGGAGGAGAUGACUAGCGGCAUGACUAUAUUCCACAUGGGAUUGGACUCCAUCAGCGCAAUCAAAGUAUCAUCGCUUCUUCGCAAACAGGGGAUUGUCCUCAGCGUUGGAGAGAUGCUGCAAGCUGGUUCGGUGGAGAAGAUGGCCAGGCUUGUCGAUGCUCGUGCUUCGGAACCCCUCAAAGAUAACACAGACAAUUCAGCGAGUCUUGAUGAAGUACUCAAAGACUUGAACUAUGCGGAGGUUUCCAAGCGAGCCGGCGUUGAUGCGGACAAUGUCGUCAAGGUUUUCCCAGUCACUGCUGGUCAGCUUUACAUGCUGUCAAUGUGGCUCAAUACCAACGGCAGCAAUUUCUACCCAGAGUUCACCUACAAGCUCGAGGGUGAUGUGGUUUUUGAAGAUCUGCAAAAGGCAUGGCAGGCUUUGGUGGUGGCGAAUCCAAUACUCAGGACAUGCUUGGUCUCAGUUGGCGAUCACCGGGUACCCUACGUUCAGCUUGUGUUGAGAGAUGUUGAUAGCGCCAUCACAGAUGUCACUGGAUGCGGGGAAGAUGAGAUACGCGAACGCGUUCAACAUGCUAUAACUCAACAGCCAUGGGCAAGGUUGUUGGUUUCCCAGAACUCCUGCGGCUGGACUUUGCAACUCAGAAUACACCACACACUCUACGACGGCAUCAGUCUCCCAUUGCUCAUGCAACAACUCGAAGACCUCUGCAACGGCAGUGCCCCUGCUCUCUCUCAAAAUGAUAUCCUAGCCGACUUCGUCUCCAGCACAUCCUCGCUCUCUUAUUCCCUACAGCGCCGCCAAUUCUGGGAAACCCAUCUCUCCAACGCAAACCCAUCCCAACUAAAACAGCCCUCCCACACACCCACCACCCGCCUAGAAAUCUUCCGCCCAUCCCUAACUCCGACCCAAACCCUCGACACCACCGCCCGCCACCACGGCAUCUCCCCGCACGCCCUCUUCCUCGCCAUUUACGCAAAACUCCACUCCUGCCUCAACCACAACACCACCACCACCACCACCGACGACAUAGUCCUAGGCGUCUAUCUCGCCAACCGCUCUUUAUCAUGCACGUCUGACCUCCCCACCGCCGCAAUUCCAACCCUCAACCUCGUCCCUUUGCGAGUCUCAAGCCUGCAAACCCGCAGCGUAGUAGAGUCAGCAAAGGAAAUCCAGGCGCAUUUCCGCAAUCUUAGUGAUACUAGCGUCGCGACUACGAGUCUCGUCGAGAUUGAGGAGUGGACUGGUGUCAAAAUUGAUGUUUUUGUCAAUUUCCUGGUCGAUCUAGACGACGCGAGGAGUUCCCCGAAACACGGACAUGGUCAAGGUGUGCGCAUUCAAUCUGUGGAGAGAGAAGAAUAUCAGACAGGAUUUUCUCGCAUAUCACCCGUUACCCACGAGCAACAUGGUUUGGACAUCAAAGAGUUGAGAAAUGAACGUGUGAAUGGCGUGUUUUUGCACGCCAUCGAUGUUGAAGCGACGGUGCGAGAGGGAUAUUUGGAUGUGGGUAUUUUUGCACCAGGAGAAAUGAUUAGUUUGGAGCAAGGAGAGGAAUUGGUGGAGGGGCUGAAGAGUGAGGUUGAAGGGUUGUCAUAG
This is a messenger RNA of Bipolaris oryzae ATCC 44560, 16215 nucleotides long. RefSeq lists its product as uncharacterized. NCBI's taxonomy places the organism in Eukaryota, Fungi, Ascomycota, Dothideomycetes, Pleosporales, Pleosporaceae. Gene Ontology annotation, biological process: secondary metabolite biosynthetic process; amino acid activation for nonribosomal peptide biosynthetic process. Bases 1 to 16215 code for a protein of 5404 amino acids. The transcript has 3 exons. Gene Ontology annotation, cellular component: cytoplasm. The record is from RefSeq and is a predicted model, not a curated record. Gene Ontology annotation, molecular function: catalytic activity; phosphopantetheine binding.